UCUCGUGUUGGCGCUGACGGGAUAGGAGGCUUUUCGUCUUGCGGAAUCAGGCCCUCUUUUCUACUCUCACUGGUGACCGGAGUUUCCCGGAGUCGUUUGUGGUCUGCUCUGGGGCCUUCCCCGUUGGUCCUUCCCACCCCCUUCCACUUUCCCUCCCAUCCCCCUCCCCUUUCCCUUCCAUCCUCGCUCUUGAUUCCCAGGCACUGCCUUUUGUCCCCUGGGCGGCCGGGAUUCUCUAAAUCCUGGGCCACGAGGCCGCUAGUCUUCGCUUCCCUGGCGCAGAUGGGCGGAAUCGGCCGCAGUAGAUUGUUCAAUUUGAUGACCAGCUGUUUUGGCUGGCUGAAAAGGUGGCGGGAGCCCACCAGAAAGGUGACACUUUUGAUGGUGGGCCUUGAUAAUGCUGGUAAAAGUGCAACAGUGAAAGGAAUGCAAGGAGAGGACCCUGAAGAUGUAGUUCCAACAGUUGGCUUUUCUAGAAUUGAUCUUAGAGAAGGAAAGUUUGAAGUUACAAUUUUUGACUUAGGAGGUGGACAGAAAAUUCGAGAAAUAUGGAAAAAUUACUAUGCUGAAGCAUAUGGAAUAAUAUUUGUGGUGGAUUCCAGUGAUGAAAAGAGAAUGAAAGAAGUUAAAGAGACAGUGACUGAUGUUCUAAGACAUCCCAGAGUAUCAGGAAAGCCCAUAUUGGUGUUGGCAAAUAAACGAGACAAAGUAGGGUCUUUAUCAGAAGCAGAAAUAAUUCACCGUUUAUCUCUAGAAAAACUUGUCAAUGAGCAAAAAUGUCGCUGUGAGAUAAAAUCCUGUUCAGCAGUCUGGGGCUCUGGGAAGAAUUUUGACAAGGCCAUAAGAACAGGUCUUUAUUGGUUGCUGUGUGCCAUUGCAAACGACUUUGAUGCCUUAAAUGACCGAGUUGAAAAAGACUCAGUUACUCAACACAUUCUUGAGAAAGUAGAGAGACAUGAACGAAUUGAGCGAGUGAGAAAACUACGAAGAGAAAGAGAACAAAAGGAGAGAGAGCAUGCUACAGAGCAUCCUGAAUUUGAUGAAAAUUAUGAUUUUGAAGUGGAUUCUGAUCCAUUUAUUAUCAGCCCUUUUCGGCCUAUCAAUGUAGUAAUUGCAGAGAAUGAAAAAAGAAAGCAGAGAAUGGCUAGAAAUAUGGACAGCAUUCUUCUGAAUCCUUGCAUAGAAGAGGAGCAGUCUGAGACGCAGAGCCAGACCAGCUGCAUCAGCCAAAAAAGCAGUGAUUGUGCAUUCAUAAACCCUCCUAAGAUGGUGGCAUUAACAAAGCCUGUAGAGAAAGAAACUGACACAGGCCAACAGUUCUCUGAAUGCUAUGACUCAGAUUGCAGUAGAAAGAAAAAAAAAUUGAAGUUCCUAAGAAGUCACCAGAUAGCACCAAUUAAUACAGGAGAUUCUGAUCCACAAAUUGUGACAUCACCCCAGUGUUCUCUAUCUGGUGGCUGGGAAACAACCCCCAGAGUCACUGUACUUCCAAAACUUGAACCUUAUGGUGAAAGACGUCAUAAUGAUCUCUGUGGAAAGCCUCUGCCACCAGUACCUCAGGCACUUAACAGUGAUACUGGCGAUGAUUUUAGUUCAUAAUUAAUUUUCAUGUGGUGUUUUUUGUCAAGACAGACAAGUUACUAAUGAGUAGAUUAACUUAAGGACAAUUUGUUUUUGCAAAUAAGAAAAUAUUCUGAACUUUGGUAACUUGCAGACAUGAUAUCUUUUUGGUUCAUUCAGAUUUUUUCCAGAGAUCUGUUAAGUUCCACAGGACCUAAUUCAUCAAUUUUACUACUUUGCAGUUAAGUUACUAUUUAUACUUGCUCUUCAUUAUUUAAAGAGGCAAAGGGAUAAUAUGAUAGGCUUAAAGCAUUUAGAACCAAAUUAACAUAAAAUGUUGACCUUUCAGUUUAAGUGAACAUCUAUGGCAAUAGACCUGAAGGAAAACACCUUUAGGCAAAAAGCAUUUGGACUUGGGACCCUUUGAUAUUUUGUUUAAUAAUAAACAAUAUUUCUAUAGUUUACAUUUUAAAAAUAUUUUUGUAAGAUACAUAUGCAUGUUGGGGUAAAUCCUGGGAAUUAAAAACUAAAGUUUUAAACUAUAUUUUUCUAUUUUUCUAAAAUUUUCUCUGAGAGUUUGCAUUAAUAUAAUUUAAGUUUUGCUGUUUUCUGUAAAUUGUCAGUAUCCCUAUUUUGUUUUGGUAGAAUAGACUUAGACAAAUACAUCUGUACAAGUAGGAUAUAUUUAUAUGGCUUUAUAAAAAUAGUAAAUUAUUCUUAAAGUAUCCCUCCUUAUUUGCUCUGAUUUUUUUAUAUUAUAUUUCUUUUUUUAUAGCAAACCUAAAAGUUAUUUUACACCAAAUUAUACUAAUUGAAUAUAUUAUCCAGUAAGAAUUUUCAAUUUUUGUUGAACCGUUUUCUUUGGUUUGAAAGAGAUUUGAAAUAUUUUAUUGACCAGUACAUUUUUUGUAAGUAAAAUUAUAUUCUUAUACGAAAAUCCAUUUAAAGAAUUCUUCCCAUAUGUUUGACAUACAAACAGCAAAUUAUUUCAAUGAUCAGGGGUAACAUUUUGACUCAUUUCAAAGCUAUACUAUCUCUUUCAGGUUUCCCUCAUUCUUUUUCAGUACAAUUUUUAAAACUUACAGUACCUUAAUUGCAUCAAAAGUUAAUGCAGCUUCCAAAAACAUGUGUCUUACAGCUAGGAAGUCAGUAGUUAUGACACUGAGAAAAUCUACAGCAAUAAAAACAAAAAAUAUUGGUAGAAUACUAUACUCUUCAAAGGGUAUUUCAUGAAUAGACCACAAAAAUUAUUUAUUUUUCAGAUUAAAAAUUUGCAUAUUGUAUACUUUAAUUUGAAUAUUAUUUUUGAUAUUGUUGUAUGUAUGAUGAUCAUACUUAUGACAUGAUUCAGUUAUGUAUUUUAUUGGCAUAUAUCAAUUCUAUAAUUAAUUAAAUGUGUAGCUAUAGUUACACCUAAAUCACUUUUUUUGGGGAAUAACAAGGGCUCUUGAAUAGUUUCUAUGUGAGGCAGAAACAUACUAUUAUCUGACAUAAAAAUAUUAGUAUUUUUAAAGUAGGAUUAACAUAAGUAAAUUAUGAUAGUAAUUUACUUUUAAUAUUAUAAUUGAUAGCAUUGCAUUUGAACUACGGUUUCAUUUCAUCUCUUGAAUUGUCAUGGAACUCAAGUCCCGACUAUGAAGAACUUGAGGGGGAUGUUUUGUGCUUUUUUUUUUUUAAACAGAUAUCAUGUAUGCCAUAUUAGUAAGGAAAAAGCCUUCUAUUUCAAUACCAUUUGCAUAGCAGGUUAAAUCUGAGAAACAGUCUAAACCUAGUAAGACAUGAUCCAGUCUUGGAUUGAAUUAUAGAGUUUGAAAAUUUUAGUAGCCCAACUUGGUUCAUAUGUAUAUUUAUAAUGUAGAAAAAACACGUUGCUUUUAAAUUGAUUUUACAUUUUACUUUCUUCAUAGGUGGUUUGACAUCAUAUAUGAUUGCUUUUCUCAGCUUUUCCUUCAAUUUUAUUUCAGUUUAAUUUUUUAUAUGCAACUGAGAACCAGUGCUUUAUCUGUUGAGUUCUGGAAAUCCUUUGAAAAUAUAAAGAAAAAAACUGAUUAUAAAAUCAAAUACCACUGGCAAAUACUGAAUUAAUAGGCUUUAACAUUUCUCAUAAUUUGUUCUUCAAACUAACAAGUUAUUUUAAAAGGCAUUUUGUAAAUGUAAAUGAAUUUUAAUUAUGAAUGCUUGAUUGUCUUAUGCUGAAUUUAUACUCCUGAAGAUCAUGAACCAUCAUAUUAACAUACAAUAAAGCUGUAUUUGUCAA
Phascolarctos cinereus (koala) is the source of this 3817-nucleotide messenger RNA. It is a transcript of the gene ARL13B, whose product is annotated as ARF like GTPase 13B. Gene Ontology annotation, cellular component: non-motile cilium; ciliary membrane; motile cilium. Gene Ontology annotation, biological process: non-motile cilium assembly; receptor localization to non-motile cilium. NCBI's taxonomy places the organism in Eukaryota, Metazoa, Chordata, Mammalia, Diprotodontia, Phascolarctidae. The record is from RefSeq and is a predicted model, not a curated record. Gene Ontology annotation, molecular function: GTPase activity; GTP binding.